AUGGAUUCCCUCGGUACCAAACACCCGGUCAAGGCCGGAAUCUCUUCCGAUCAGAUUGAGCAUGCUAGCAUCCAUGAGCAUGUGCUGUUUUCCCCCCAGGAGGAAAGGAAGCUGGUGAGAAAGGUUGAUCUGACGCUGUUGCCGAUGAUAUGGAUCAUGUAUCUGCUAUCAUACAUGGACCGCACAAAUAUCGGCAAUGCCAAAAUCUCCGGAAUGGCGAGCGACUUGGACCUCACGUCCAACCAAUAUUCGACUGCAUUGGUGGUGUUCUUUGUUGGAUAUGUUGUUUUUGAAGUUCCCAGCAAUUUGGUUUUGACUCGCACCCGCCCUUCCAUUUUCCUUCCGACAAUCAUGAUUAUAUGGGGGGCAUUGACGUGUGUGAUGGGUGCGAUCCAGGAUUACAAACACCUUGUCGCCCUCAGAGUCAUCAUUGGAUGCAUUGAGUCUGGGUUCGCUCCCGGGGUACUUCUCGUUCUCUCGUCGUGGUACAAACGCACCGAACAAUCACGACGAUUUGGUGUGUAUAUCUCUGCGGCCAUCUUGUCUGGGGCUUUUGGAGGACUCCUGGCAGCAGUGAUUGUUAAAAAUCUUGAAGGUGUGCAUGGAAUCCGUGGGUGGCGAUGGCUAUUCAUCGUUGAAGGUGCUGCAACCAUAGGGGUGGCACUGAUCGCUUUAUUCGUACUGCCGGAUUUCCCGGCAAACUCCAGGCGUCUUUCCGAACGUGAAAAAGACAUCGCAGUGGCCCGACUGGCGGCAGAAGAUGUCACAGCUCUCACAGAGGGCAGCCAGCGGCUGACCCAUUGGCAAGCUGUCGUGAGAUCAAUACAGGAUUGGCGCACGUGGAUCUUCGUUGUCGGCUACAUGGUCAUCGUGGGAUCUAGUACCCUCUCAUACUUCUAUCCCACCUUGGUCAAAGGGCUUUUUGGAGAUGCCUCGAAUGAGAAAGUCAACUUUCUCACAAUUCCAAUAUACGGUGUCGCCUUUGUUUGCACGGGCAUCACGGCCUAUUAUGGCGACCGUGUUCCUGAUUGGCGAGGACUGAUUAUUGCAGUCUGGCUCCUUUUCUCACUCGCGUGCUCGGUGGCUGUUUGCAUCAUCUAUAACUAUACAGCCCGAUAUGUUCUUUUGGUCCUCAUGGCUGCCGGGCUCUGGGCUACAAACGGCGGAACCUUGGCCUAUGCUUCGUCGGCAUUUGCCGGGGCGAGUCCAGAGGCCCGUGGGGUGAGCUUGGCUUUGAUCAAUGCAUUGGGAAAUCUGGCUCAAAUAUAUGGCUCGGUAAGUCUUGGCCUUGUCGGUUCCAAUGCUUCCAAUGCUUAUAAAAAUUUCCAAGUAUCUGUUUCCUGA
Molecule: messenger RNA, 1344 nt
Organism: Penicillium olsonii
Lineage: Eukaryota; Fungi; Ascomycota; Eurotiomycetes; Eurotiales; Aspergillaceae
Source: the annotation of a GenBank genome assembly